AUGGAUGAGAGACGUGUGCUGGUGCGGGUGAAGAGGCGUCUCGAUGAGGAUCCGCUCCCGGAAAUCCUUCUUGAGGAGCCACGAAAAGAUUCUGACAAGCGAAAAAGACCCGAUGCCACGGCUGCAGCUCUAAAGCUGGUCGACACGGUUGGGUCCCGACAGUGGCCCGAUGAGGAAUACGGCCUUCCUAUAGCGUGGUUCCAUGCAGCCGCAAACGCGGCCUGGCCAGCGAUGCCUCAAGGAGGCAUGUCGCAACAGCUCGAGCCAAUGCUGGAACUUAGAGAGGCAUCCCGUCGUCUGAUCGGCGGGUAUGCCGGCGAAACCGUGCAGCUCAUUGACGUGGACCGUUCCGAAAACUGCCCGAUGCCGGCAGUGUCAGCAACUUCUGGAUUCACGGUGAAUGGCAUGGAGCUCGUUGCUGAGCCCAGACCUCCGAGUCCGAGAGAGGAUUUUGUGUGGGACGUCUAUGCGCUCAGUGAUCUCCAACAUGCGCCAGCGGCUGCGGUGCAGCUCCAUGAUUCAGUCCUGGGUCCGGAAGAAACGGACCUGGAUGAACUGGAGUCCAUGGACUCUUCAGACGAAGGCGGUGUUGAGCCAUGGUCACGCAGAAGCAGCUCCGAUGAAGAAUGCGAUGAGCCGGAGGACGGAUCGCAAUGGGUGAACACGCUGGACUAG
Symbiodinium sp. CCMP2592 is the source of this 675-nucleotide messenger RNA. The record is from the annotation of a GenBank genome assembly. NCBI's taxonomy places the organism in Eukaryota, Dinophyceae, Suessiales, Symbiodiniaceae.